CGCCGUCCAUGCGGGGAAGUGGCGUGCAGUUCCGUCCACCAAUAACAUCGCGCCCGAGUCAGCUGGAAUUCCGGUAUCAAUUCCGGUGAUUUCAUCCCUUCACUGCUUUCUUUUUCCGACUCUCUGCCUGUUUUCGCCUCUUCAGCAUCCCUUUCUUUUUUCUUCUCUUUAGCUCUCGUUAUGGAUUGAUGUCUGAAAAACAUCAUGACCGACUCCAGACGACGGCUGGCCCCCGCGCCGCCCGGUACCCCUGGUGGCAAUGAUACUCACCAGCGCAGGAAAAACGUCGGCACAGCCUGUUUGGCCUGUAAGGCUCGCAAGCUGAAGUGCACCGGAACCGCGCCUUGUGCGAACUGCCUCAAGAGCCGACUAGAAUGUACUCUGGAUCAAACCGCGGACAAGCGUCGCCGCGGAGCUUUAAAACGCAAAAUUGACCACCUGGAGGAGAAAGAAGAUCUGCUAUUCCGACUGGUCAGCCUCCUACGCGAAAGCGGCAACCGUCGCACCAUCCCUUUGUUGAAUUUGAUUCGGAGCAAUGCCAGCCUGCCGGAAAUUCAAUACUACGUCAACCACCAAGUGCCGCGAUCGGAGCUAUCCCGGACGCCCGAGCUCAUAGAGGUCAGUCACGACGUGCAGCGGUUACAGGAGUCGGACUCGCAGUCAAUGCAUCGUAUCCUAGUUGCGAAGCGGUUGUCGGAUCAGCCGUUGUUUCUGGUUCCUGCGAAACCCUGGACUAAUGUCGUCGCGGACAAUGAUUUCGUUUCACACCUCGUAUCGUUGUGGUUUACUUGGUUUCACCCCUUCUUUAAUUGGGUCGAUCGUGAGCGCUUUAUCCACGAUAUGCAAGCGGGGUUACUCGGGGCUAAAUUUUGCUCGCCGCUCUUGGUUAAUGCCAUUUUAGCGUAUGCAUGUGCAUAUUCAAAUUAUCCCGAAGCAUAUGCCGUUCCUGGGGACCCGUCCUCAAAAGGCGCCCACUUCUACGAUGAGGCAAAACGGUUGUUGGAUAAGGAGGAAGGGAGGAUUACCCUUCCCGCUGUUCAAGGGAUUGGUGUGUUAUGGGCGCGUGCCUGCAUGACCGGUCAGGACCGUCAGGGAUGGAUCUAUCGCAACCAACUAGCCUACUCAGCCCAUGAACUGUCGCAGAAGUAUUCAUUGCUCGCAUCAAAGGUUGAUGAAGAUGAGCUUCGCAUGGCACGGAUAGUCAAUAGUACCAAUUGGGGGUUAUUCAACUGCGCCACGACUCACGCUUUACUAUAUGGGAAGGCUCCCAUUAUUAAACCGCCGUACCAACCGUCUUUUUCCCCGGUGAAUGACGCGCCUGAAAAAGACGAAUGGCGGGCAUACCCGAUGCCCACAGAAGGAAACAAGAAGUCAUCACGCACAGCAACUUUAUUCAACGAGCUCUGUAAAUUGAAUAUAAUCGCACACGACGUCGCAGACUUCCAUUACAACAAAGAGACACCUGGAUCGCGCGUCCAGAUGGAACAAAAGACCUCCGAUUUCCAACGGCGUCUCAGUGAAUGGACCGACAGUCUUCCACAAUGUCUAAGAAUAGGGGAUGACGUCGAUGUGCCACACGUCCUCUGCCUCCAUAUGUAUUACCAUGCUAUCCUUAUCACAGUGUACAACUUCCACAAACCGUCGCCUGAAACCAAUACCAACGGCAUUCUCUACACCAACUAUGACACAAUCACCCCGGCCCAAGCCGAAGAUGUCUGUUUAUCUUCCGCCCGCAGCAUCGGCCACUGGGUGCAGAUCUAUCGAACCUCCUGGGACCUCGACCCCGUUCCCAUCUUCAACGUCCAAUGGAUAAAAUCGGCGCUGUUCGUCCUCCUAGAACACCUAGAGAAUCGCAAGAACUGCGAAGCUUUCGUUAUCCUCUGUAUCGCCGCCAAGGCUUUUUCCCGACGGUCUGAGAAGGCCAAGCCUGUCCUACGGUCGCUGCAGGAUACGGCCCGAGAGCUGAAGAUCAACCUACCGUUGGAGACAGCUCCGCUGUUCGCUGAAUUCGGGAGCCAGCGAUUUCCUCGUGCAGUGAGGAUUAAGGAAGAGACGAGUGAUCCGACAAGUAGUGACGUAUGAUUUUAUGAUCGGUAUACGAUAUUUCUGGACCCUUGAUGAUUUACUCGCAUUAGAUAAAAAUUGGAUGAUGAUAUAUACUAUUCCUAAUUGAUUUAUGUAAUGUUUACAAGAGCAUAAUAACGAAUAUAUACUGUACGUUAGCUGUAGGUAGUGUUAAAACCACCUAUUCUUCAUUUAAUAAGAGCGUUUGUAUCGUGCGCCUAUA
Aspergillus alliaceus is the source of this 2287-nucleotide messenger RNA. Its product is annotated as putative C6 transcription factor. The transcript has 6 exons. Lineage: Eukaryota; Fungi; Ascomycota; Eurotiomycetes; Eurotiales; Aspergillaceae. Gene Ontology annotation, biological process: regulation of DNA-templated transcription; DNA-templated transcription. Bases 205 to 2082 code for a protein of 625 amino acids. Gene Ontology annotation, molecular function: zinc ion binding; DNA binding; DNA-binding transcription factor activity, RNA polymerase II-specific. The record is from RefSeq and is a predicted model, not a curated record.